Molecule: messenger RNA, 4580 nt
Organism: Gadus macrocephalus (Pacific cod)
Lineage: Eukaryota; Metazoa; Chordata; Actinopteri; Gadiformes; Gadidae
Gene: fbxo11b
Product: F-box protein 11b
Exons: 22
Coding region: 244-2922 (892 amino acids)
Biological process (GO): regulation of apoptotic process; ubiquitin-dependent protein catabolic process; protein ubiquitination
Molecular function (GO): zinc ion binding; protein binding
Source: RefSeq, a predicted model, not a curated record
CCCGUGUGGGUUAAUGGCUCCUCCUGCUAGAUAUUGAGACGGAGCUGGUACAGAGGAGCAAUAAGGGGUAGCAGCAAUAGUACGUAGAAUAGCAAUUACACCCUUAAUAUUAGCUGUUUUCCGUCGUAAUUGUUUGGGUGGGUUUGGCUCAGAGGCGGUGGGAGUAUUAGUUUGGGUCGAGUGUUAAAAUUAGACACAGGCGGUCGAGGAAAGCGUUGUAUUUUUGAACGACCAACUCCCCAAAUGAACUCCGUCAGAGCCACCAACAGAAGACCCAGGCGAGUGUCGAGGCCGCGCCCGGUGCAGCCCGAACGGAACAACGGCGAGCGAGAUGAAGAGGUCCCCGCUGCCGCCGCUGCCGCCGAGAUGGCGGUCGAGGAGUCGGGUCCAGGAGCCCAGAACAGUCCCUACCAGCUCCGUCGCAAGUCCCUGGUGCCCAAGAGAACCGCUGCUGCCUCUGCCACUGCCUCCGCCUGCCCCAGCAAGAGCCCCAUGGAGGGUGCUUCUACCUCGUCCACAGAGGCCUUCGGUCACCGAGCCAAGCGGGCAAGAGUGUCCGGUAAGAGCCACGACCUGCCAGCUGCCCCUGCAGAGCAGUAUCUGCAGCAGAAGCUUCCAGAUGAGGUGGUGUUGAAGAUAUUCUCCUAUCUGCUGGAGCAGGACCUGUGCCAGGCGGCCUGCGUGUGCAAGAGAUUCAGCCAGCUAGCGAACGACCCCAUCCUCUGGAAGCGGCUGUACAUGGAGGUGUUUGAGUACACCAGGCCCAUGAUGCACCCAGAACCGGGCCGGUUUUACCAGGUCAGCCCUGAAGAACAUGAGCACCCAAACCCCUGGAAGGAGAGCUUCCAGCAGCUGUACAAAGGGGCUCACGUGAAGCCCGGUUUUGCCGAGCAUUUCUACAGCAACCCAGGCAGAUAUAAAGGCCGGGAGAACAUGCUGUACUACGACACCAUAGAGGACGCGCUGGGCGGCGUGCAGGAGGCCCACUUUGACGGGCUUAUCUUUGUCCACUCGGGUAUCUACACGGACGAGUGGAUAUACAUCGAGUCCCCCAUCACCAUGAUUGGCGCAGCUCCCGGUAAGGUAGCAGACAAGGUGGUGAUCGAGAACACCAGGGACUCUACGUUUGUCUUCAUGGAGGGCUCGGAGGACGCCUAUGUAGGCUACAUGACCAUCCGGUUUAACCCCGACGACAAGUCGGCCCAGCACCACAACGCCCACCACUGCCUGGAGAUCACCGUCAACUGCAGUCCCAACAUAGACCACUGCAUCAUCCGCUCCACCUGCACAGUGGGUUCAGCGGUGUGUGUGAGUGGCCAGGGGGCCUGUCCGACCAUCAAACACUGCAACAUCAGUGACUGUGAGAACGUGGGCCUGUACAUCACGGAUCAUGCCCAGGGCAUCUACGAGGACAAUGAGAUCAGCAAUAACGCACUGGCGGGCAUCUGGGUGAAAAACCACGGCAACCCCAUCAUACGACGCAACCACAUCCACCACGGUCGAGACGUCGGCGUGUUCACCUUCGACCACGGCAUGGGCUACUUUGAGAGCUGCAACAUCCACCGGAACCGCAUCGCGGGCUUCGAGGUGAAGGCGUACGCCAACCCCACCGUGGUGCGCUGCGAGAUCCACCACGGCCAGACGGGCGGCAUCUACGUGCACGAGAAGGGCCGCGGGCAGUUCAUCGAGAACAAGAUCUACGCCAACAACUUUGCCGGAGUCUGGAUCACCUCCAACAGUGACCCCACGAUACGGGGAAAUGCUAUAUUCAACGGUAACCAGGGGGGCGUGUACAUAUUCGGAGACGGGCGGGGAUUGAUCGAGGGCAACGACAUCUACGGCAACGCCCUCGCCGGGAUCCAGAUCCGGACCAACAGCUGUCCGAUCGUACGGCAGAACAAGAUCCACGACGGACAGCACGGCGGCAUCUACGUGCACGAGAAGGGCCAGGGGGUGAUCGAGGAGAACGAGGUCUACAGCAACACGCUGGCGGGGGUGUGGGUGACCACGGGCAGCACGCCAGUCCUGCGACGCAACCGCAUCCACAGCGGCAAACAGGUGGGCGUGUAUUUCUAUGACAACGGCCACGGGGUGUUGGAGGACAAUGACAUCUACAACCACAUGUACUCCGGAGUGCAGAUAAGAACGGGGAGCAACCCCAAGAUCCGGCGCAACAAGAUAUGGGGCGGGCAGAACGGAGGCAUUCUGGUCUACAACUCUGGUCUUGGCUUCAUCGAGGACAACGAGAUCUUCGACAACGCCAUGGCGGGCGUGUGGAUCAAGACGGACAGCAACCCCACGCUGCGGCGCAACAAGAUCCACGACGGCCGGGACGGGGGCAUCUGCAUCUUCAACGGCGGCCGAGGUCUCCUGGAGGAGAACGACAUCUUCAGGAACGCCCAGGCCGGUGUGCUGAUCAGCACCAACAGCCAUCCCAUACUGCGCAAGAACCGCAUCUUCGACGGCUUUGCAGCAGGUAUUGAAAUCACGAACCACGCGACGGCAACGCUGGAGGCAAACCAGAUCUUCAACAACCGCUUCGGGGGUCUGUUCCUGGCCUCGGGGGUCAACGUCACCAUGAAAGAUAACAAAAUAAUGAACAACCAGGACGCCAUCGAGAAGGCGGUGAGCCGAGGGCAGUGUCUGUACAAGAUCUCCAGCUACACCAGCUACCCCAUGCACGACUUCUACAGGUGUCACACUUGCAACACGACAGACCGGAAUGCGAUCUGUGUCAACUGCAUCAAGAAGUGCCACCAAGGCCACGAUGUGGAGUUUAUUAGGCAUGAUAGGUUUUUCUGUGACUGCGGCGCGGGGACGUUGUCAAACCCCUGCACGCUGGCAGGGGAGCCCACGCACGACACGGACACUCUGUACGACUCGGCGCCGCCCAUCGAGUCCAACACACUGCAACACAACUGAGCCAAGGCCCGCAGUACAACGCACGCACACACACACACACAGACACGCGCACACACACACACACACACACACGACUCUCUGCACCAUCCACACGUCACAGAGCCAUAGCAUCCAUCCAUCGAUCCAUCUCCACAGGACCCACACAGAGACCGGGAGACGCGCACACAUGAACAUGGUUUGCAUACAACACACGUGAACGCCGGCCCGCGGCCGCGUGGACCCACGGAGAGACUCUGCGCUAGCGGCGCUCUCAGACCAGGCCCCGGGCGGCCGUGGCUGCGGAUUGGCCAGUGGGUGGUGGUGGUGGAGAUGGGGGGUUGGUUGUAGUGGUGGUGGCGGUGGUGCUGCAGUGGCAGUAGCCUACCCCUAGAGGGAGCCAGAGGAGCGCAAGAGGAUUACACUUGAUUUGGAUGCUCGCUGAAUGGCCACAUGAGAUUUCUCCCCUCGCGCCAAGACAUUUUCCGAAUGCAGUCGCCGGUGGCCAGAGACGCAGUGGAGAGGCGAUGCAGUAUCGACCGCUUCGGGGGUGGGGGGAGAGGACGUAGAAAGGAUCCACACACAACCCACCUGCUCCGCGUCUCCUGACUCCCAUCCCCCCCUUUGUUCCUCCCCCCCCCAGCCCGCUUUCCGGAGGCGCACUGUUCGCUUCUCAAGAACUGCCAUGAAGAGGUUUCCUGCCUCCUCUCAGCUGCUGUCCUCAUUGGUUGCCCUGGCAGUUGGUGUGUGUGUGUGUGUGUGUGUGUGUGUGUGUGUGUGUGUGUGUGUGUGUGUGUGUGUGUGUGUGUGUGUGUGUGUGUGUGUGUGUGUGUGUGUGUGUGUGUGUGUGUGUGUGUGUGUGUGUGUGUGUGUGUGUGUGUGUGUGUGUGUGUGUGUGUCGGAGCACUUGGGCUUUUUUUUUUUUAAUUGUUAUUCCGAUCAAUGGAUUUGAUUUUAAAUGCUUUCUCAUGUAGUUUUGUAUUUUCAGGCAAAAAAAUGAACUGUAUUUGAAUGUCUUUUAUUUUAUUAUAUAUUAUUAUAAUUAUUGAUAUUCUAAUUUUUUUUUUUCUUUUGGUUAGCAUCCCCUUUUCCCUCACCCUCCUCCACUCCUCACCAUGCUUCCAGCAGUGGCUCAGACGUCCCAGUGAACUCAGUUCUUUCUGUGAAAGAGAAUCUCGUUAAAACACUAAACAAAAAAAACAAAAGUUAAACUUAAAAAAAAAUAAAAAUCCUCUCCAGUAAUAUUAUCUUAAAUGGCAGGUGGAGGAGCUCCACACUUGUAUAAAGGUUUGUGUGUAUGUGCGCGUGUGUGUGUGAGAAGAAGUUGUGUGUGUUUUAAGUUCAUGCAGUCAUUUUCUCUGGAGAGGCUUUUCAAUAGGAGGCAUCGGAGCUCCUUGCGACUGGAAUGGAUGUCCUGGUCUGCUGUCUUCCUCCCCCUCUACACCUCCCUCCCCCUCUACACCCCCCUCUCCUGUGUAUCGUGGUGACUGUGGCUCCUCAUGCAGCCUGGAUCGUAUGCAUGUACCAUAACAUCUAGACUUAAUAUAUUGUGAAGUAUUCAAUAACCAAUAUGUAGAUGCUAGUCAGAAUAAAAAAAAGGGGGUUUAAUUUCCUAGAAAGGCAAAAAAAGAUAAAAGGAAACUGGUCAUUUCUAAGAAAAUAAAACUUUAUUAGAUCAAAAA